CCCUCUCUCUUCCUCCCAUGAAUCCAUCAGAUUCAACUAUUCUCGUGUUUUUGUUGUUUUCAGACCCAUUUUUGUAUUGAUUGACUUCUUUUGAUUUAUUCAUAGUAGCAAUGCAGGUUUUGAUAUUGUGAUUCUUGCGUUCGAAGAAUCGUGAUCGUGUGUUUGUGUUUAAUUCAAAUUCUACAUGUUGAUUUAUGCGUAUUUUAAUAGGUUUCUUCGCACUGGUAAUGAAUAGUUUUGUAUUUUACUUAAUGUGAACAUAGAUAGGAUGCGAAUAAUCAGGUAACAAAAUUUUGACAUAUUAUGACUAAUUUGCGGCACAAAGGGGCUUUCAGUAUUUCCGGUAUCUUUCAGGAGUAAAAAUGGAUGUUAUAUGUAUAGUUAAUUGAAAAAGGAAAGAGUUCUUUGUAUAUACAUAGAUAAAUACAAAUUCGCGUAUAUAUUACGUUUAUUUGAAUGUGUUUAUCAAUGCAUUGAUGUAAUUGGUUUUACUGUUUCAAGCCAAUAUUAGAGUAUCUUUGGCCAUUUUUCUUUUUGUAGAAUGUGGUGUUAAUCUGUGCCUUUUGAUUUAUCGUACAUGUGAUUAUUUGACUUCUAUAUUGUAAAAGGUGUAGGCAUUUAGGCAAGUUCGCGACUCCUGCGAUUGUGUAAAUAUUGCAGUCUCGAGUUGUCAAAUUUGCAAACUGCCAUCAUGCGUGACAACAUGUCGGGACCUCUUGAACGCCCUGCCCGGCCAAGUCUCGAGAAAAUUGAUAUCGAAAACUCUGAGGAUGAGAGGAAGACAAGGCUCGGGUCUCUUAGGAAGGUGGCAAUUAGCGCCUCCUCGAAGUUCAGGCAUUCUUUGACUAAAAAGGGCCGCAGAAACAGUAGAGUUAUGUCUGUUGUCCUUGAGGAUGAGCAUGAUGCUGAGGAAUUGAAGGCUGUGGAUGCCUUGCGUCAAGCACUUAUUCUGGAAGAACUACUACCCACAAAACAUGAUGACUAUCACAUGAUGCUAAGGUUCUUGAAGGCCAGGAAAUUUGAUAUUGAGAAAACAAAGCAAAUGUGGGCUGAUAUGAUCCACUGGAGGAAGGAAUUCAAUGCUGAUGCGAUUAUGGAGGAUUUCGAUUUCAAGGAGAAAGACGAGGUCCUUAAAUACUAUCCACAAGGCCAUCAUGGAGUUGAUAAGGAUGGCAGACCUGUUUACAUUGAAAGACUUGGGCAGGUUGAUUCAACCAAGCUCAUGCAAGUCACAACACUGGACCGUUAUCUUAAGUACCAUGUCCAGGAGUUUGAGAGGACCUUUGUUGAUAAGUUUCCAGCCUGCUCUAUUGCAGCAAAAAAACACAUCGACCAGAGCACAACCAUUUUGGAUGUACAAGGAGUGGGACUGAAACAAUUCAAUAAAGCUGCUAGGGAUCUCAUUCAGCGUAUUCAGAAGAUUGAUGGUGAUAAUUAUCCUGAGACCCUCUGCCGCAUGUACAUCAUCAAUGCGGGAUCUGGAUUUAGGCUCUUGUGGAACACUGUCAAGUCAUUCCUUGACCCAAAGACCACUGCCAAGAUCCAUGUUUUGGGCAACAAAUACCAGAGCAAGCUGCUUGAGAUCAUUGAUGCUAGUGAGCUACCCGAGUUCUUGGGAGGUAAAUGCACCUGUGUAGAUAAAGGUGGUUGUAUGCGUUCGGAUAAGGGCCCUUGGAAUGAUUCAGAAAUUAUGAAGAUGGUAUGCAACGGCGAGCACAAAUGCUCGAACAAAGUCCUCAUUUCAUCUGUGGACGAGAAAACAAUUUCUGAGGACGAGACUGCCAAGAAUGUGAAGAAAAACAGUUCUUUCAAUAAGGGAACAGACAUGGUUUCCAGGGCACAUCUCUCUCCUGUUCAUGAGAAACUGCAGGUAACCAAAAAGCCCGGUGCAUAUGAGCCUGAUGUGUACAUCCGAGUGGUAGACAGGGCCAUUGAUGCAUCUAGGCCAAAAGCAGCAGAAGCUGCAGCUUAUUUCCCCAUAGACAACGCUUGCAAGCCUUCUGAAGGACUUGGCAAUCAUCUCUUUACUGGAGUUAUGACCUUAGUCAUGGGUGUAGUUAGUAUGGUGCGCAUGACACGUAACAUGCCAAACAAACUCACAGAUGCCACUCUCUAUUCUUCUUCUAUGCACGAUGCUGAUGACAUGGUUAAAGGUCAAUCUAAUUGCUACAGAUUGCCAGCUCCCACCAUCUCGAGCAUUGAUUACUUUGACAUGAUGAAACGCAUGAACGAGCUCGAAGAGAGGGUUACUUUUCUUAGCAAGAAACCAAUGACUAUGCCUCCUGAGAAGGAGGAAAUGUUGAAUGCCGCAUUGAAUCGUGUUAGUACAUUGGAACAAGAGCUUUCAGCUACAAGAAAGGCUCUUGAGGAUGCUCUUGUUCAACAAGGCGAGCUGCUUGCCUAUGUUGAGAAGAAGAAAAAGAAGAAGAAGUUCUUUGCUUUCUAAAUGCAGAGAUCAUAAGGCUUAGACAACGUUUCCUUUGCCAAAUACUAAAUUUGGAGCUUUUGUAUAUUAUAUUGUUUGCUGUUCUAAUAGCUUGAGUAAUGUGUUGUUUCUUGGCGACCUUAACGUUUAUUCUAUAUUGUUUUUAAGCUCUAACGCUGACUUAAAUUUGUGUUUCAUUGUCAUUAUAUUAUACUUACAUUUUUCAUCUAAGUUCAAUUGAAUUUGUGGUUUA
This is a messenger RNA of Olea europaea var. sylvestris, 2678 nucleotides long. RefSeq names its product phosphatidylinositol/phosphatidylcholine transfer protein SFH12-like. The transcript is spliced from 13 exons. Lineage: Eukaryota; Viridiplantae; Streptophyta; Magnoliopsida; Lamiales; Oleaceae. Bases 692 to 2446 code for a protein of 584 amino acids. The record is from RefSeq and is a predicted model, not a curated record.